Molecule: messenger RNA, 1860 nt
Organism: Zingiber officinale
Lineage: Eukaryota; Viridiplantae; Streptophyta; Magnoliopsida; Zingiberales; Zingiberaceae
Exons: 6
Coding region: 719-1669 (316 amino acids)
Source: RefSeq, a predicted model, not a curated record
UCCCCGAAUCGCCGAUCCACUCUCUCCACCCGGCCCUCUUCUUCCCGAUCUCCCCUCUGCUCAAGCCGAACUCCCCUUCUUCUUCUUCUUCUUCUUCUUCUCGUCUCUUCUCCGACGCGACGCAGAGGCUGCGACAGCGACGCCACCAAGGGAAAUUGAUCGCCGGCGAGGGUCUUCAAUCGGAGUUUUGAGAGAGAGGGGCUAGCUUCAUCUGAGCUUUCUUCUUGCGGACCUGUGCCCUAGAUCGCCGGGAGCCGGAAGCGUGCGUCGACACCACUGUCGUCGAGGACAAGGGUAGAUUCUCUGUGCCCUAGCACUGGUUUCGAUUCCUCCUCUUCUCUGGCUGACGGCGAGGUGCACAAGGUCGCCCUAGCAGCGAUCUUGGAGGUUUCGGUUGAAGAUGAUGGGAUCAAUUGAGUUGUCGGGCAGAAGCUUGAAGGGUUGUUGUGCGAUCUGUGAUCUCCACUGAUUGAUUCCAGUGAGGUGAGGUUCUGUUCUGUGGAGUCUUCGUUUGAUUCCGGCAACUCUACAACAGCAGCUUGAUCAGAGCAGUGAGGUUCUGUUGCUGUGCCACUCCAUUCAGUAGCUACUUGUUCCUACAACUCAUUCAGUAGCUACUUGUUCCUGCAACGGCUGUGAAUCUAGGACUCUGAUUCGAGACGGGCAUCUCGACCUUGGAUUCGCAUGAGAGUACCUUCUAUUUGAGGCAGAAUACAGGAUGACUGAAGUAGUUGUCAACACUGAUCCUGGAAAAAAGAGGCGUUUGCCUUCAUGGAUGGAAAGGUCAAACUCUGUGAAUGAAACAGGCAACUAUUGUGAAACAAAUGGAUCUUCACUAUCAGAAAAGAAACCUGACAUACUGGAUGGUGGUUUUCAAAGAAACUCAAUUGCCAAAACCCAGAAAAAUAAACCAACUGAUGACGUUCUUACUUUAAGUGAACCUGAAACUGUUGAGAGUAACAAAGCUGCACAAAGAAAGACAAAAACAAGUAAAAUAAACGUAGCCAAAGAUAAUUCCUUGUCUAAAUAUGGAACUACUAAAACAAAUAUUGAGGAAGAUGUGGGAACUCUAAAAAAAGUGGCUUAUGGGACUGCUACAAAGACUAAAGUUAGAAAAUCUAAAAGGCAAAAAUGUGAUGAAGUUGCUUGCCCUCCAGCGAAUGACAAUGUAAUAGGAAUCACAGUUGAUGAUUUGGUGCGCAUUGCAGAAGAGUAUGUAAAUGCUGAUAGGCAGAGACAACUUGAAUGCUUAACUUCAAAGGAACAAUUGCAGACACAUCCUUCAAUCUCUUCUGUUUCCAGCGCAUGCGGUCCACACCUGGAUUCUGGAUCCAACAAAACCCUAUCCAGAUGCACUGAAAUGCCAACUUCCAAUCAUUUCACUUGCCAUUUUUUCGAGGCAAAGAAUUCUGAAUCUGAAACAUCAGCAGCAAAUGCCCCCCAAACAGGAGAUUCUGCCCAGAAUAUGUUGGAUCUCCUUUUGGGUCCUCUCCUGAAGAAACCUAAAUCUGAAGACUAUGAAGCAGCAACAUCUGCUAAAGAACAUAUUGCCUUCAGCUAUACAACUAUCAAGCCAUCCACCACAAGAAAGGAAAUCUGGAAAAAUGAUGCAGUUCUGACAAAAAAGAAGAGCAGUUUGAGGGAUAAGGUGGCUAUGUUACUUGACUAAGUUCUGUGCUCAUACGCAAUCAAAACCUAUGUAAAAAUACAAGAUAUGUAUUGGAGCAACGUAUAAGUAAUUGUAAUUCUAUGGAAUAUUUCUUCCAUGGUAGAAAUGUCUACAGUUUGUAUUUCAGAAAAAUUAAAAUUUAUAAACCCUUGUACAGAGAUGUUAUUACAUGAAAACUUCAGUUCUAUCAA